Molecule: messenger RNA, 1011 nt
Organism: Prunus persica (peach)
Lineage: Eukaryota; Viridiplantae; Streptophyta; Magnoliopsida; Rosales; Rosaceae
Exons: 1
Coding region: 1-1011 (336 amino acids)
Source: RefSeq, a predicted model, not a curated record
AUGGAACGGUACUUUCAGAGAAAGAGUUUAAAUCCUCCUUCAAAUAAUCCGAGUAGUUCAAAUCCUCCCUCAAAUAAUCCAGCUAGUUCCAACCCUCCUUCAAAUAAUCCAGCUAGUUCAAAUCAACCUUCAAAUAAUCCGCCUACUUCACAUCCUCCUUUGAAUAAUUCGGGUAGUCCAAAAUGUUCGCAAGUCACUGAGUUCGGGGAGAGUAAUCGACGCUUUCUUGUGAAACGGUUUGAUUCAUUUGUUUGGUUGGAGUAUAGUAAAGAGAAAGAUGCUGCAUUUUAUCUUCAUUGUUAUCUUUUUAAAUGUGACUUUGAUAAACAAGGAAAGGCUGGAAGCCAUGUCUUCACUGAGAAAGGGUUUAAAAAUUGGAGGAAGGGACCCGACAGUUUUUGGGACCAUGUUGGACAAGUUGGAAGUCUUCACAAUAAAGCUACACAACAUUGUACAGAUUUAAUGAAUCAGAAGCAACACGUUGAAACCAUUGUGAUCAAGCAGACAGACCAAGCUCGUAUUAAUUGUCGUAUUCUAUUAACUGCCACACUUGAUUGCACUAGAUAUUUAUUGCGACAAGGUCUUCCUUUUCGUGACCAUGAUGAAAGUGAAACAUCUAGCAAUAAGGGUAAUUAUGUGGAGCUUUUGCAAUUUCUUGUCGAUCAUGGUGAGAAAGUUUGUGCCGUUGUGUUUGAAAACGCUCCAAGGAAUCUCAAGUAUAUUGCUCCUACAAUUCAAAAAGAUCUUAUCAAUUCUUGUGCCGCUGAAACCAUUGAUGCAAUUAUUAGUGAUAUGGACGAUGCAUUCUUUUCUAUAUUGGUAGAUGAAUCACAUGAUGUUUCAAUAAGAGAGCAAAUGGUAGUGGUGUUGCGUUAUGUGAACAAAAAAGGGCAAGUAAUUGAAAGGUUUGUGGGUGUCCAAUAUGUCUCUGAUACGACUAGUAGCAAAUUGAAAGAGGCAAUUGAGCAGUUGAUUUCUUCAACAAAUUUGAGCAUGUCCAGGCUACGAUGA